Larimichthys crocea (large yellow croaker) is the source of this 5361-nucleotide messenger RNA. RefSeq names its product PDZ domain-containing protein 4. The transcript is spliced from 16 exons. The record is from RefSeq and is a predicted model, not a curated record. Bases 1343 to 4612 code for a protein of 1089 amino acids. Lineage: Eukaryota; Metazoa; Chordata; Actinopteri; Sciaenidae. Gene Ontology annotation, molecular function: protein binding.
ACUUUAAAGCACAAAAUAUGAAAAUAAAGUUGAUCAGAUUAUCAAUCGAUUGUGACGUAAAAAUUCAGGUGCUAAAAAAACUUUUGUAUGAUUUCACCUCAAAGCACAAACAAGAUUAAAGAUUUAAUAUCAGCUGUUUAUAUCGGAGAGUUCUCUUUUUGUUGUUUGAUAUUUGACUUCAGAUCAGAGUCUGCAGUUCAGACUGAUCUGUUUCUAAUAUUUCAUAUUUCACAUCAGGAUCAAUCAGCGCUCUGUUUGCUGUGAGAGAAGACUGCACGUCUGCGUUCAGAUGAAUUAUUGAACUAAAGUCAAAUCAGAGUUUUCCUUCAUGUCUUAUUAAUCAUCACGGCCUCGUUUCCAACGACAAAAACUGACUGAAGACAUUUAACAUUUAGAAAACUUUCAGCAGCAGUUUGACAGGAGGAAAAUUAAAGAGUUUAUUUAGUUUCAUCAAACACCUGAAAAGCAGCAAAAUCAGAAAAACACACGACUGACACAAAGGUCAGGGUCAGUGUGUAGGUGGAACAGAAUCAAAACACACAAGGCGACACGUUCAGGAAGCACACACACACACACACACACACACACACACACACACACCCUCCUCCUCACCAACACUUUUUUCUGGGACGCCCACAAACUGUUUGAAGCACAAACUCAAGAGCUUCUUCAUCCUCCCCCUCCUCCUCCUCCUCCUGCUCCCCUGCAGGGUUGAAACAAUCUGUCGCGCAUGAAUAAAAAUUAAUUUUUCACCAUGAUGAAAAAGACACAGCAGCUCGCCUCCUUGCCGCCCGCGGGACAGCAGACAGAAGCUGUUCACUGUUAGAGCAACAGAACCGAGCCGAAGCAUGUUUCAUGGAAACGUUGACACACAGUGAGGACAGAGGAAACACACAGGAAGUGAACUCAGCUCGACUCACAGCUGCUUUUUCUCUCCUAAACAGACGUUUGACUGACAAACUUCAUGAAGCACAUUUGAGGAGUUUUUCUCGUCUGAGGGAAAAACUAAAGCAACAGAACUGAAAAACACUGAACAGCCCGAAGACGACGUCUUUGACUCAUCUUUGAGGAUCCACACAGAACAAACAGGAAUCUUCUCACAUAGAGGAUCUUUGUCAGCACGGAUUACAAUUUUCAUUUUCUUCAUCUGAAAUGUGAUUCAUAUUUUUUAACCUUUGGACACAGUAAUCCAAGCAAACAUCUUUUUGGACCUGGUUGUGGGUCAAAGGUCAGAGGCUGAUCAAUCGAGACUCACCUGAGGACGUCACACCUGGAGGUUAAAGGUCAGACAGACGAGCAGGAUUUUCGUGAGGGACCUGCAGAGACGAGAUAAGACGCCAUCAUGGGCUGCAACAUGUGUGUGGUCAAACGUCCGGAGGAGCAGUACAGGAUCAUGUUCCAGCAGAAAGGCUGGAGUAACUCCCUGCGGCCGAUGGACAGACAUGGAAACGUAAAGGUCAGGGGACGAAGGCCCUCGCAGCUCCCGCUAGACAGACCACAGAACUCCCAGGAGUCUUUGCACCAAGCUGGAUCUGUCCGCAAGAGUCACCGGAGGAAAGGUACGUUGGUGUGCAGCAGUAACGGGACCGGCAGCAGCUCUUUCUACUCCGUCGCCAUGGUGGCGAUCCCCGACUGUGUCGACAACGCCACGCAGACCGACAUCAGCUUCCAGAACAUCGUGACGCUCGGGAGGAGCAGAGGUCAUCACCACCAUCACGGCCGAGGAGGUGGCGGCGGCGGCGGCGGCUCUUCCUCCCCUCCACCACCUCCACCCUCCCCUCCCCUUCCUCACCUCGUGGGACCGUACGGGAUCAAUGAGUUCUGUGUGUUUGAGUACAACGACCCCGAUGACUACUUCGACGUCUCGAACCACGAGGUGGACAGGCAGGAUGACCUGGAGUACGAGGAGGUGGAGCUGUACAAAUCCAGUCAGCAGGAGAAGUUGGGUCUGACAGUCUGCUACAGGACGGACGACGAGGAGGAUCUGGGGAUUUACGUUGGAGAGGUCAAUCCAAACAGCAUAGCGGCAAAGAAUGGACGCAUCAGAGAGGGUGACCGAAUCCUGCAGAUCAACGGUGUGGACAUUCAGAACAGAGAGGAAGCGGUGGCCAUUUUGACCCGAGAAGACAGCAUCAACUUCUCUCUGCUGCUGGCGAGGCCUGAUAUCGAGAACGAAAACCCUGUUGAUCCAGAGGAGGACAUGGAGCUGACUCUGGAAGGAGGAGGCUUCCACCCAAACCCUCGAGCCUCCUCCUGCUCCCUCACUUCAUCUCACCUCUCUGGUUAUUAUCGACUCUGUCGUGGGGGAGGAGGCGGCGGCGGGGGUGGCGGUAGCGUGGCCUGCCCUGGAGUAGGAGCAGGAGGAGGUAGAGAAGGUGCAGGGGGUGAUUUGGACGUGGAGGAGGAAGAGGAUGAGGAUGUGGAGGAAGGAGAGAGAGGAGAGAAGGAGGACAGAGACCCACCCGUACCCCUCCCUCCUCUGCUGAGCCUGGCCCCUCUGCUGUCCAACAGCCAGGAGCUGGACAGCGGGGUGGGCCGGACCGACGACAGCACCCGCUACGAGGAGUCGUCCGAACACGACCUGCUGGGUGAUCAGACCAGCGCCUGUAACACCAACACCACCAACACACCGGGCAGCACCAGGAAGUUCAGACCAGGACCCAGUCCCAGGCCCAGCCCCAGACCCAGCCCCGGCCUCGGACCCAGUCCUGGGCAUGGCCGCGGGGACACCACCCCUCCUUUCCUCCACCUGCGAGAUCUUCAGCUCAGCUCGGACUCCCUCCCGGGCACGGACUGGGCAGCUGGAGGAGGAACAGGUGGAGCAGCGUACAGCCCCCACCACCAUCACCACCACAAGCACUACCACCUCCAUCAUCAUCAGCCCCCUCUGAUGAUGAUGAUGCCGGGCCUGACGGAGGAGGAGUGCCACCGAUACCAGGAGCUGCUGGAGAUCAAGUGCCAGUACGAGAGACGUAACGAAAAGCAGCAAAGAGAAAUGGCGAGGGCUGAACGUGGUGACGAAGACCGGGAGGAGAGGAAAGAGGCGGAGGAGAAGGAGGGAGAGGAGGAAGCUCCUUCUUCUUUGUUGGUGGACGCGAACUGCAACGCAACUUUGAGCGAGCACGAGAUGGCGCUGAUCGAGGAGGAGUUACGCCACCUGGAGUUCAAGUGCCGCAACAUCCUCCGAGCGCAAAAGAUGCAGCAGCUCAGAGAGAGAUGUCUGAAGGCCUGGAUGAUGGAGGAGGAGACGGUGGCAGCCGGAGCCGGACGACCAGGCCAUCCUGAAGCAGGUCUGGAUAACGAAAAUGACGAAGACGAUCGCCACGAGCUGUCGGCCAUCAACGAGCUCCCGGAGCGAGAACGGUCAGACGACAAAGACAGCACCAGCGCCUACAACACCGGGGGAGAGAGCUGCCGGAGCACGCCGUUGGUCAGCACCGAGCAGAUCCCGCCUCUCCAGGAAGAGGAAGAUGAAGGCGGGAGACGGCUGAUGUCUCCGCCUCCUCUUCUCCCCCUCAGUCGCCUCCCACCUCUGAACUCCCCCCUCACCCCGCGGCGCCACAGGCGGGACCGAGACAGAGAGAGACGUCACUCGAACCUCAGCUACUCGUUCUCCCCCAGCACUUACAGAAAGUACGAAACAGCCAAUGGCAACAUGGGAAACGGCUCAAGCUCCACCCCCUCGACGCCCUCCAAGUUCAGGUCUCUGACCAGAGAGGCGGGGUCAAGAAGGGGUGUGGCUGAUGGAGGGCGGGGCUCCAGAGCAGGCGGAGCCGCCAACAGGCCCGGAGGUGGAAGUGCAGAGUCCAGUCCUUACUUCACCAGAAGACACCACAGCCACAGCAAACCGUUAGAGCGCUACCAGAGCUGCAUGACGCUGCCCUCCGAAGGCCUCGUGGACCCACUGGACCGAGUGAGAGAGAAAGCGAGGGCCGAGGGCGAGGAGAGAGGUAUGGGAACGGGAAGCAGCGGCCCAGCCAGCCCCAGGAGCGUCAACAGCGCCCCAUGUGGUCUAGAGGACCACCACACUCGAGCAUCGCGGUUAGGACUGGCCUUACCGCUUGGGAUGACGCACUCGUCACCGACUGCCUCGCCGCAGCGCAUGGAGUGGAAGGUGAAGAUCCGGAGCGACGGCACUCGCUACGUGGCCAAACGACCGGUCAGGGAUCGCCUCCUGAAGGCCAGAGCCAUGAAGAUCAGAGAGGAACGCAGCGGCAUGACGACCGACGACGACGCUGCCAGUGAGAUGAAACAGGGUCGAUACUGGAGCAAAGAGGAGAGGAAGCAGCAGCUGCUGAGAGCCAGAGAAUACAGACGGAGAAGAGAGUUCAUGAUGCAGAGCCGCCUGGACUACCUCAGAGGAGACCGGGACAUUUCAUCAUCAACAGGGGGCGCCGACGACCCCCGUUCAUCUCAGACUGCCCAGCUUCACCACCGACAGGACUCCCCCAGCAACAACAUCCUGCUGCUGAGCCAGAAGAAGAUCACGAAGAAGAGGAAUCGACGCAUCCUCGACAACUGGAUCACCAUCCAGGAGCUGCUGGCUCACGGCUCAAGGUCGCCAGACGGAAAGAAAAUCUACAACCCUCUGCUUUCUGUGACCACGGUGUGAUCUGAGGACAGAGGGGAGGAGGAAGAGGAGAGAGGAAGGAAAAGAAACUGACAAUAACUAAAACAUCAACGUUUCAGAUUUCUUUGAGCUGGAAGGAAGACAGAAACCCGUUGAAAACAGAGAGGGAGGAGGGUUUGGGUGAAAUAGAAGAGAUCUAAAACUUGCUAGGGAGUCAGAGCAGAGAGAGGAGGAUAAAAAGAAGUCCUGCAGGCUGAAUCCUGUAACAAAUGACUUUAGAGAUUGGAUGUUCAUGUUUUUCUUUUUUUGCAGCCAAAGAAGUGCCAUUUUUAAACUCUUGUGCCGGUUCUGGACUGGACCCUGAUCAGGAAAAUGAUUUCUCACAACCAAAAUUCUGUGACGUAACAAAAACACCUCUCGCCUUCAUGGCAUCCCUUCAAACUAAGAAGGGAACAGCUUUGAAAAGGAACGAGACGGAGAACUAACAAACAGUUCAUGUUCCUUCUCAAAGCCGUUCCCUCUCUGGACCUCAUGAACCUGAUCUGAACUUCAGUCUCCAGGGAGGUGAAAAAGGAAGAGACUGGAAGGAAGUGGAAGGAACAGGAGGUUCAGCAAACACAUGGUCAGCUGUAACGUUUGUUAGUUGUUAGCAGUUGUUUGGGGCUGCCUUCUAGAAAGUUAAAAUUCCACUUUGACUGCAGUGUAACCAAAACUGCAGUUCCUCUAACGUCCACCUGAGGCUGGCUCCAGAAGUGAGUCAGUCUCCAUAAGUCCCCAUGUCCAAAUGUCCA